Molecule: messenger RNA, 858 nt
Organism: Glycine soja
Lineage: Eukaryota; Viridiplantae; Streptophyta; Magnoliopsida; Fabales; Fabaceae
Product: receptor-like protein EIX2
Exons: 1
Coding region: 1-858 (285 amino acids)
Molecular function (GO): protein binding
Source: RefSeq, a predicted model, not a curated record
AUGCGAGGAAAUCACCUCUCCGGAAAUCUACCCAUUCAUCUCUGUUAUUUGAACCGUAUUCAAUUGUUGGAUCUUUCAAGGAAUAAUUUGUCAAGAGGAAUUCCAUCAUGCUUAAAGAAUUUGACUGCAAUGUCUGAACAGAGCAUCAACUCAAGUGACACUAUGUCUCGUAUAUAUUGGUAUAAUAACACUUACUAUGAAAUUUAUGGUUCCUCAUUGGAAGGUUAUACGCUUGACAUAACAUGGAUGUGGAAAGGUGUGGAACAGGGGUUCAAGAAUCCAGAGUUAAAGCUCAAGAGCAUUGAUCUUUCCAGUAACCAUUUAACCGGUGAAAUACCAAAGGAGGUCGGAUAUUUGCUUGGGUUAGUUUCUUUGAAUCUAUCAAGAAACAAUUUGAGUGGAGAAAUUCCUUCUCGGAUUGGGAAUUUAAGGUCACUAGAAUCACUUGACUUGUCAAGAAAUCACAUCUCUGGGAGAAUUCCUUCUUCUCUUUCUGAAAUUGAUUAUUUGCAAAAAUUAGACUUGUCACACAACUCUCUUUCUGGAAGAAUCCCAUCAGGAAGACAUUUUGAAACCUUUGAAGCUUCUAGUUUUGAAGGAAACAUUGAUCUUUGUGGUGAACAACUUAACAAAACUUGUCCUGGGGAUGAAGAUCAGACAACAGCAGAGCAUCAAGAACCACCAGUCAAAGGUGAUGAUUCAGUUUUCUAUGAGGGAUUAUACAUGAGCUUGGGGAUUGGAUACUUCACUGGAUUUUGGGGCUUAUUAGGGCCAUUACUACUGUGGCGUCCUUGGAGAAUUGCUUACAUCAAGUUUCUGAACAGAUUAACAGACUAUGUAUAUGUAUGUUUAUUGUGA